Molecule: messenger RNA, 2401 nt
Organism: Zerene cesonia (dogface butterfly)
Lineage: Eukaryota; Metazoa; Arthropoda; Insecta; Lepidoptera; Pieridae
Gene: Ddx1
Product: ATP-dependent RNA helicase Ddx1
Exons: 13
Coding region: 110-2299 (729 amino acids)
Molecular function (GO): protein binding; RNA helicase activity; nucleic acid binding
Source: RefSeq, a predicted model, not a curated record
ACGAGUGUGAGUGUCAAAUAAUCCGGUCGGGUUCUGCCUUCUGGAUAUAUUUGAUCUUUUACAAAUUGUGCUAAUUACAUUAUUUUUCACUUAAGAUAUAGUUCCCAAAAUGACUGCUUUCGAAGAGUUCGGUGUUCUCCCUGAAAUAGGGAAGGCAAUAGAGGAAAUGGAUUGGACGUUACCCACAGACGUUCAAGCUGAAGCAAUUCCUCUCAUAUUGGGUGGAGGAGAUGUUUUAAUGGCUGCAGAGACCGGUAGCGGAAAAACUGGUGCCUUUUGUUUGCCUAUAAUACAAAUAGUAUGGGAGACACUGAAAGAUAUUCAAGAAGGGAAAACUAGUAAAGUUAUAACGCAAACGUCCACGGAGUGGACGAUGUCAUUUUUUGAUCGAACCGAAGCUUUAGCGGUAACUCCAGACGGCUUGCGAUGCCAGUCAAGAGAUCAAAAUGGCUGGCAUGGGUGCAGAGCUACGAAAGGUGUUCACACAAAAGGCGCUUAUUAUUAUGAAACUACUGUUACAGAUGAAGGUCUAUGUCGCGUAGGAUGGUCAACUCAGGCGGCAAGACUUGAUUUAGGUACUGAUAGACUUGGGUUUGGAUUCGGUGGCACAGGCAAAAAGUCAAAUGCAAAACAAUUUGAUGAUUAUGGUAGUGCCUUUGGAAAAAAUGAUGUUAUAGGUUGUAUGUUGAAUUUGAAUAAUGGUGAAAUACAAUAUACUAAAAAUGGAGAAUCUCUCGGGGUAGCCUUCAAGCUGGAUCAGUCACGCAGGUCGGACUGCUACUUCCCCGCUGUUGUAUUAAAGAAUGCUGAGAUGAGUUUCAACUUUGGUGCAACACCAUUUAAGUACCCUCCAACAAAAGACUAUAUAGCAAUUUGUCAAGCACCAAAAGAAUUUGUUAAAGUUAAUAUUGUAUCCGCCGGAGCAGCAACCGGAGCAACUAAACCAGUAAAUAAUGCACCACAAGCAAUUAUUAUUGAGCCUUCGAGAGAGCUAGCGGAACAAACGUGUUCACAAAUUACUUUGUUUAAAAAGCAUCUAGAUAAUCCUAAAAUCAGGGAACUCCUAGUGGUUGGUGGAAUUAAUGUAAAAGAUCAAAUCAACCAAUUAAAUUCUGGUGUGGACAUUGUAGUAGGUACACCUGGGAGACUUGAGGAUCUUAUUCAAGGAGGUUACCUAGCACUAACUCACUGCCGUUUCUUUGUCCUGGAUGAGGCUGAUGGAUUGCUAAAGGCGGGUUGUGGAGAACUCAUUGAAAGACUUCACAGACAAAUACCUAAGAUUACAUCAGAUGGUAGACGGUUGCAGAUGGUUGUGUGCUCAGCUACUCUGCAUGCCUUUGAAGUUAAGAAAAUGGCGGAAAAAUUAAUGCACUUUCCAACUUGGGUUGAUUUGAAAGGCGAAGACGCAGUGCCUGAGACAGUCCAUCAUGUUGUAGUUAAUGUUGAUCCUCAGAAGGAUCGCGCAUGGCAAAAUCUUAGAAAACAAAUUAUGACGGAUGGUGUUCACACAAAGGACAACAUUCACAGCGGAAACACGACACCGGAAACAUUGUCGGAAGCUGUGAAGAUCCUUAAAGGGGAAUACUGUAUUAGAGCUAUCAGGGAACAUAAAAUGGACAGAGCUUUACUAUUUUGUCGGACGAAGUUGGACUGUGACAACUUGGAAAAAUAUCUCAAAUCGUUUGGCAAUGAGUUUUCGUGUGUCUGCCUGCACGGAGACCGUAAGCCCGCAGAGAGGAAAACCAACUUAGAAUUGUUCAAGAAAGGACAAGUGAAAUUUCUUAUAUGUACUGAUGUCGCCGCUAGGGGUAUUGAUAUUUCAGGCCUGCCGUUUAUGAUCAAUGUAACACUACCGGAUGAGAAGUCUAACUAUGUGCAUAGAAUUGGCCGAGUGGGGCGCGCCGAGAGGAUGGGUCUGGCCAUCAGUCUCGUGUCCACUGUGCCUGAAAAGGUUUGGUAUCACGGCGAAUGGUGUUCGUCCCGCGGCCGCAACUGUUACAACACGAGUUUGAUAGACGACCGCCCUAAAGGUUGUUGUAUGUGGUACAAUGAACCACAGUACUUGGCUGAUAUUGAGGAUCAUUUGAACAUCACGAUCCAACAGAUAGAACCGGAUAUGAAAGUGCCGUGCAAUGAAUUUGACGGUAAAGUUGUUUAUGGUCAGAAGAGACAACAAGUGGGCACUGGAUAUGUGGAUCACGUGAGUCAAAUGGCGCCCGUUGUAAGAUCGUUACAAGAAUUGGAGUCGCAAGCUCAGAUGUAUUAUUUGAAACUACAUCAUAAUGUAGCAGUGGCUUGAUAACUUCUUGCAUAGAUAGAGAUCGUUUUGCCAAUAAUAUUGCUUUACAAAUGUGUAACUGAUAUAAUUUGUUUUAAUUUAUAAUAAAUGCAUUUACACUCA